Messenger RNA from Rhagoletis zephyria (snowberry fruit fly), 4935 nucleotides. Its product is annotated as 2-oxoglutarate dehydrogenase, mitochondrial. Lineage: Eukaryota; Metazoa; Arthropoda; Insecta; Diptera; Tephritidae. Gene Ontology annotation, molecular function: oxoglutarate dehydrogenase (succinyl-transferring) activity; thiamine pyrophosphate binding. Gene Ontology annotation, biological process: tricarboxylic acid cycle. The record is from RefSeq and is a predicted model, not a curated record. Gene Ontology annotation, cellular component: oxoglutarate dehydrogenase complex; mitochondrion.
GUGGUAAAAAAUUAUAAAAUAAUUUGCCCAAGACAUAACUGUGCCGUUAACUUAAAGUUCUUACUCUCGCUGUAUUUUUAAUUUACGGCUUUGUGGAGCUUGCUGGAAUUUAAGUCGUAAGUGAAACAUAAUAAGAGAUGCAUCGGGCACAUACAGCUUUCAAUUUGGUGUUAUCACCCAUUGCGCAAAAGAACUUUGCCACGUGGUUGAUAAAAGAUGGCAAUUCAAAGGUAUGGAAAAAUACCACCGUUUUGGCUACCCUGCGUGCGUACAGUUCGGCACCGGCUGAACAAUUCGCGUCAGGGACAUCUGCUACAUAUGUAGAGGAAAUGUACAACUCGUGGCUACGUGAUCCAACUUCAGUGCACACGUCUUGGGAUGCCUAUUUCCGAAGUAACUCGUAUAAUGCACCACCGGAUUUUCAACCUGUUCAAAGAAACUUAAUACCGCUUUCGGGUGGUGCUACUGCUCUCUCCUCCGGCGGAGCCAUUGAUUCAAAGACGAUUGAGGACCAUUUAGCAGUGCAAGCCAUUAUCAGGAGCUAUCAGAUUCGAGGACAUAACAUUGCACACCUCGACCCUCUUGAAAUUAAUAUCGCAGAAUUGCCCGACAACUGCUCGACGAAAGCCAUUUACGCUAAUUUCAGUUUUGGAGAACAAGAUAUGGACCGACCAUUCAAACUUCCUAGUACUACAUUUAUCGGCGGAGAUGAAACCACUUUGCCAUUGCGAGAGAUCCUAAAUCGUCUUGAAAAUGUGUACUGUAAUAAAGUUGGCGUGGAGUAUAUGUUUAUUAAUUCGCUGGAACAGUGUAACUGGAUUAGGAAGCGUUUCGAAACACCUGGAGUCAUGAACUAUUCACCAGAACAAAAGCGACUCAUUCUGGCGCGUUUAACUCGCGCCACAGGUUUUGAAGCAUUUUUGGCGAAGAAAUAUUCAUCUGAAAAGCGGUUCGGUCUGGAAGGUGGUGAGAUGCUAAUACCGGCUAUGAAAGAGGUAAUUGAUGUUUCAACUGAAUUGGGUGUCGAAUCGGUGAUAAUGGGUAUGCCACAUCGUGGACGUCUCAAUGUCUUGGCCAAUGUUUGUCGUAAACCGUUACCCCAAAUAUUCACACAAUUCGCUGGAUUGGAAGCAGCUGAUGACGGUUCUGGUGAUGUGAAAUACCAUUUAGGAACCUAUAUUGAGCGUUUGAACCGCGUCACUAAUAAAAAUAUUCGAUUAGCUGUUGUUGCCAAUCCUUCUCACUUGGAAGCUUCUUGCCCCGUGGUACAGGGCAAGACUCGUGCUGAACAGUUCUACCGUGGCGAUCAGGAAGGCAAGAAGGUCAUGUCUAUAUUAUUGCACGGAGAUGCUGCGUUCUGUGGUCAAGGUGUUGUUUACGAGACGAUGCACUUGUCUGAUUUACCCGACUACACCACUCACGGCACCAUCCAUGUUGUCGUAAACAAUCAAAUCGGCUUCACUACCGACCCUCGUUUCUCACGCUCGUCGCCCUACUGCACCGAUGUCGCUCGCGUCGUAAAUGCUCCAAUUUUCCAUGUGAAUGCAGAUGAUCCAGAAGCUGUUGUGCAUGUGAGCAGAGUGGCCGCUGAGUGGCGUGCUACCUUCCAUAAAGAUGUCGUUAUCGAUUUGGUUAGCUAUCGACGCAAUGGCCACAAUGAAGUGGAUGAGCCCAUGUUUACACAACCCCUGAUGUACCAAAAGAUUAGGAAACACAAAACCUGCUUGGAAUUGUACGCGAACAAACUUAUCGCUGAAGGCACAGUCACUCCUGAAGAAGUAAAGGCUGUAGCCGACAAAUACGAUAAAAUCUGUGAGGAGUCCUUAGAAUUAGCUAAACAGGAAACACACAUCAAGUACAAAGAUUGGCUUGACUCUCCAUGGUCUGGUUUUUUCGAAGGCAAAGAUCCCUUGAAAGUAUCACCAACCGGUGUAAAAGAGGAAACGCUUAUUCAUAUUGGCAACCGAUUCUCGGCGCCGCCACCAAAUGCCGCGGAGUUCGUCAUACAUAAAGGUUUACUGCGUGUGUUGGCUGCUCGGAAGAACAUGGUUGACGAGAAGAUUGCUGAUUGGGCGUUAGCGGAGGCAAUGGCUUUCGGAUCGCUGCUUAAAGAGGGUAUUCAUGUGAGAUUGUCUGGUCAGGAUGUUGAGCGUGGCACAUUCUCACAUAGGCAUCAUGUAUUGCAUCACCAGCUGGUAGACAAAGCUGUCUACAACCCUCUACAGCACUUGUAUCCAGAUCAGGCGCCAUAUUCAGUUUCGAACAGUUCCCUUUCUGAGUUCGCAGUUUUAGGUUUUGAGCAUGGAUAUUCGAUGACCAACCCUAACGCUUUGGUGUUGUGGGAAGCUCAGUUCGGAGAUUUCUGUAACACUGCUCAAUGUAUUAUUGAUCAGUUUAUCUCGAGCGGCCAAGCCAAAUGGGUUCGCCAAUCGGGAUUGGUUUGCCUUUUGCCUCAUGGUAUGGAAGGCAUGGGUCCAGAACACUCAUCCGGUCGUUUAGAACGCUUCUUGAGUCUAUGCGCUGAUGAUCCCGAUUAUUUCCCUCCUGAAUCUGAUGAAUUCGCUAUUCGACAAUUGCACGAUAUUAAUAUGAUCGUAGCCAACUGCUCGACGCCAGCCAAUUAUUACCACAUUUUACGUCGGCAGAUUGCAAUGCCUUUCCGCAAGCCUCUGAUUUUAAUGACUCCUAAGUCCCUGCUCCGCCACCCAUUGGCAAGAAGUCCUUUCAAGGAAAUGGCCGAAGGUAGUGAAUUCAGACGUGUAAUUCCUGAUGAAGGUCCUGCAGCAGAAAAUGCAGACAAUGUGAAGAAAGUGCUCUUCUGUACUGGACGUGUUUUUUACGAUCUGUUAAAGGCGCGUGAAGACAAGAAAUUAGAGAAAGAGAUUGCCAUCGUACGCGUAGAACAGAUUUCACCCUUCCCAUUCGACUUAGUCAAAGAGCAAAGUAACGUUUAUAAAAACGCAGAUCUAUUCUGGGUUCAGGAAGAACACAAGAACUCAGGGGCCUGGACGUACGUGCAACCUCGCUUCCUAACAGCCCUUAACCACGACAAGGAUGUCGGCUCCUCUAACCCGGCCACAAUACAGACUAGCGCCGCCGACUCUGCUUCCGAUUCGAAAACGAAGCCGUGGUUGAGUCGUGUUUUCGCCAAUGAAAAGAGCGACACCGCCGAAGGCGAACAGAAACCAGUCGACUAUUUCGAUGCACGCGAAGUUCGAGAUAUGCAAGGCAAUUUCAAUAAGCCCGCUGGUAGCCGGGACAUUUCGCCAAAAUACAACUUUGGACGUAAAAUUAGCUACAUUGGAAGGCCAUGCAGCGCUUCCACCGCCACCGGCUCAAAGGUGCAGCAUACUCGUGAACUAAACGCAUUGCUCAACGAUGCAACGACGGUCUAAACGGGGUCGAAUGCGAGAUGAUGUAUAGUGAAGUUUUAAUUGGCUUGAGAUAUUUCUGCGGAUAACCGAGAUCAUAAUCCUCUAUAUUUACAACAGCAAUGGACACAUAAUAAACUAUACAAUUACAUUAUUUUUUUCCUUUAUUUUCGUCGACAUACAAAGUAAAUAAUCAACAUGCAUACAUACCUACAUAUAUGGAGAUUGCAGUUUUAGUAGAAAUAAUUGUAUGACUAAUUUAUAAAGAAACUAUUAAGGCGUGUAUUAAUUAAAAAAAUAUCGUCUCGAUAUUUGCGAAAGUUUGAAAUGCGAGAGAAACGAUAUAAAAAAACAAAUAGGAACAAAAAUGCAAAUAUUAAAAUAACGAACGGCCUUAUUUAUUUAUGUGUAUGUAUGGCUUUUUAUAUUGAAAUGACUCUCCAUUUUCACGUAAACAAUAAUUAUUUUGGCUGUUCACAAAAAAACAAGGAAUGGAAUGUAGUUGUGAAUUACAAAGAUGCAAACUGUCAGGGAUCAAUUAGUUUCAAUGUAUGUAUGUAUGUAUGUGUGUAUUUAAGUAUAUGUUAACAACAAUUGUUUCAUCUAGCAAAAUGUCCAAUUAAUUGAAACAGAAUUAAGAUACCAAUAGUUUUUUAGUUAUUUUGACGUCAUAAAGGAGCAAUAUAUGUAUAAUUUUAUUAUUGUUUAUUAAGAAAUGAAAACACGACGACGUCACAAAUACAUACAUACUUGUUUUCCUUGACGUUCUUACUUUGGAUCAUUAUAAAAGCGUGCUUUUUCUGCGCUGGAAGAUACAUGACUUUCUCAACAGCAGACACGAACAUAAUAUGUAUUUGUAUAUUUAUUUAUAGAAGCGUAAAAAUAAACGAGAAUUUCUAAGAUUAUGAUCGCAUAUUUAAGUUAUUAAUUUACUAAAUUAUGACUCAGAUCGCCAAAAUAAUUUUGCCUAUAAAAACAAAAGCGUUGUGGCAUCCUUCGAUUGGAUUCUUCAUUUACCUUUUAUUUCUUGACAUUAUUUAUGUAUGUAUUAUAUUAUUUAUGAUUUUCGUUAUUUAUAAGUCUAUAUGAUACUAUGGAAAAAUAAAAAAAAAAACCGAUAAUAUAUAAAGAAACAAAAACCAUCAUUCUUACUUUUCAAAAGCAUUGGUGAUAAUUUUUAAGAAUUCACAGAAUCAACAUAUAUGUACAUAUAUUAAAGAGGAAAGUGUCCUUGCUUUUGUUUUUUUUGUUUAUUUUUUUUUUUGCAAUUGAAAUUUCUUGCGCUUUACAAAAUAUGUAUGUAUAAGUACAUUGGUUUGGUAAACAAACUCAACAGGUGAUAAUUGAUAUUCAUAUCUAAAAUAUUUAUACAUACAUAUGUUUAUACUAUACUUAAAUUUACAUUAAGUAUGUUUGUUGACAUACAUGUAUGUACAUUGAAGUUUCUUUCAUAAUGGUGUGAAUCCGCUGAAAAGUUAACUCUUUCUUACAUAAAACAGAUAACUAUUUAUAAAAUAUUUUGAUAGAUGGCCAUUUCGGUUCAUUGCCGAGAGUAAAACAAAAU